This is a messenger RNA of Anopheles funestus (African malaria mosquito), 7162 nucleotides long. Its product is annotated as glucose dehydrogenase [FAD, quinone]-like. Lineage: Eukaryota; Metazoa; Arthropoda; Insecta; Diptera; Culicidae. Gene Ontology annotation, molecular function: oxidoreductase activity, acting on CH-OH group of donors; flavin adenine dinucleotide binding. The coding region runs from base 3491 to 5359 and encodes 622 amino acids. The record is from RefSeq and is a predicted model, not a curated record. The transcript has a single exon.
GAGUUGGUAUUAUUCCAAGGUUGCUGCAACUACUGUAACUCAGCUACUGCCAGUAGCACCGAUUUAACCGAGCAGUCUGUAAGUAUGAGACGUACGAACGUACAACUACGAUCGUGACGAUGAUGCUGUUGAAAACCCAUCACACGAAUUGUGAUGGAAAUAAAGGAGAAUGCAUUGUUGUUUUUUAUUUGUAUGCUUUUUUCAAACAUUGCAAUUUUCAUCAAAGUUGUUUUUCUUCAUGAUGAGCCGGUUAAAAAUAUUCAUUUCGUUUUGUAUCCUUUAUAACUUAUAAAUCACUCGGAGAUAUGAGAACAAAAACAUUCGUUUACAUGCUUACAUGCUUACAGUCAAUGUACAAGAAAUAAAAAUUUAUACAAUGAAAGAAAAAUAAACCGUUUGACGGACAAGGUAAGUAUCGAAGGUUACCAUGGGUCAUGCCUUAAAAAUAGAUAAUUUCAACCACCUUAAGAUGAAAAGAAUUGAACCCAGCAAUUUCCGUAAUUGACAUUUAUCACAUGGUGUACUGUAAAACACUUUAAUAACGUAAUUAAUUUGAUUUAUUCUUUUCGUGAAAUACCGAUGGAAUGGAGUUCAAUAAAAGCUGUUUCAUGCGACUUAUUCUUCCUGUUUCAAGCAAUUACCCAACCACACUUUCUUCACUGACCACUGACCCAAAAGAAGUAACGCACUAUUACGGAUGUAAAACCAUGUCCUACAAGCUGAUACACUCCUGAAAGACCUUGCUAGAUCAUUUCUGUUCGCCAUCUGCAGAAGUCUGUACGGGAUUGUUCGCCGCAUUGAGAAGCAUUCCGUACGCGUUUUGCUCAUCGCUGCAUCCUUCGACGAUCGAACCCGAUGUCACUCUCAUCAUACUUAGUUCUUUUUGGUUUUAAUCGUCAGUCGCGUCGGAGGAUGAAUCAUAUAUAAAAUUAUACCAGUAAGUUGAAGCACCUCCAUCCUCUUGGGAUGCUUUUUUCUCUCUCAAGGAAAUCUCCACCAUUUCUCCACGAUUACGACUAGAGAGAAGGAAGGACAGUGGAGAUCAGUGCAAGGUCAUGGGGUCGUGGUAAUUACACAACAUUGACCUACCCACAUGCCUGCUAGAUCCGGACAAUCCUCCCCACAAAUGACCUUUUGAUACGAUCAGCCUUCCGCCCAGAUUUGUACCAUCCGCUAUCACUGAUUGACGACGUGAAAGAAGUCAAUUUUACGCUCAUAUUUUAAUGGCCGUUGCAUGUGGUCCGGGUGUACGUGAAGAAGCGCCUGAUACAAGCAACAAUCAUUACUGUGCGCACUUCGGCACACGGUAGGAUGCAGCGAUGAUGAAUGCAACCGGCCAUGUGCAUAUCUACUAAUCGACGAUGCACUCGGUCUUACCGGCUGACUCAGCUGCUUUGUGCACUUUGUUUAAUUUAUGAGGAUACUUAAAAAUGUUAACCUAUCAGUCAGAUGAGUCGUACGAACUUGCGCGGUGUGUAUGAACUUGCUCACGAUUUCUACCCAUUGCCGCAUCCAAACAAGUUCCGAGCAACGACGAAAAUGCCGUUCACAUCCGUGUUCCAGCCUACUCAAGGCAGUAGAGUUCCUUCUGCCAAUAUGCACGCAUUUCAGGUAUCCAAUUUAAUUCUACGAAACAUGGGAAUUUUAUGACUUGCCUAAAUGGUUGUGCGCAUGGCUUUUCUACGAUUUUUCUUUACUUCUGCGUAAUUGUUCUUUGUUAAAGGAGGUGCAACACCACUUAUAGAUAGGCAAAUAAAAUCUGCAUUUUAUGAUGCAGGUGCAUGGUAAUUUCCGGUAUGCACAAGUGCAAGGAACAUAAUCGUCAGGAAUUAUUUCCGUCUGUGCAUCAUCCGCUUGGUGCAUUAUACAAAUUAUCAGAAAUAUCUCAGAGAUAGGAUCUGAGUAUGUGAAAAAUAAUACUUCCUGUACAUUUUGUUUUGACGCGAAGAAGUUAGAACUUGAUUACCUCGCUUUACCACCCGAAGAUGUCUUCAGUUUAACAACAUUUAUGACAUCAUAGUGAUUUUUCUUCCUUUGUCUUAAAAGUGCUUUUCACUGCCAGAAGGUGUUAUUAGCUUAUUAAGAUUCCAAUGAGGAUCUUCCGUUAAUUUAUUUGAAGCUUUGACUAUAGUCUGAGUAGAUUUAAUUUCUUUAAAUUUAUUUUUAUGGAACUUUUCAUUACUUUCCGUUUUGUUUUGUUCCUUUGCUAAAUGCGCAUUGUAAAAGAGUACCAAUUAAACCACUGAAUAAUUACCCGUAACAAGAGCCUCCAUACGCCUGUUCAUAAAAUCGGUCAUUUCGGGCAGUGUUGCUUAAUUUUGCGCUGAUAACUGUAAAAUGUUUUCGAAACACCAAACAGUCACCAUGGCAUUGAACAGACUUUAUGCGUUUAUUCCAAUGCAAGCUGAUUAAACCUUGCGCUGUUAUACACCAGCGAAAACGUAUCGUUGCACAUUAAUUAUUUCAGAAGUUGAUUAAAAAUGCAGUACUUCGAUAGUGCAUAAGAAGGUCAAAGUAUUAAAUUGGGGAAAAAAACCACAAAUCAAGAUCAAGCCGUAAUGGGAUAUGAAAUAUGGAAAAAGAAAGUUUUGAAACGACGACAGAAUACAGGCUUCCCCCGAGAUACGACCCCCUCGAGAUACGACGAUCCGCAGAUACGACGAUUUUGAUCUUGACAGUUCUUAUUAUGCUCAAAUUGUCAGUUUUUUUUAAUUUUCACCGGCAACCGUUAAAAAUUCAUGGUCUUCACUGAAUAUAAAAAUUAAAUUGUUGGAAUAAACUUAUACAUUCUCGAUAAAUAUUUUAAUGAAAUAUUGAAAAGAUCAAUUAAUAUACUAUUCAAAACGAUUUCUCUAUGAUUUUUUCCUCUAAAAUAUUUAAAUAUAGCUUUCGACUCUCUACGUAUGCUUAUAAACGAUGUAUUUUCGACUUACGACUUUUUCAACUUACGCCUUGCUUCGGGCUCUUUUUUCGGUUCCAAAUACAGUCGUAUCUCGGGGGACGCCUGUACAACAUAUGGGCAAAAUUGUCACGAACCAGAACUGGAAUCGAUACAUUUGUGUUCUGCCAGCCGUUAAACCGUUAUAAUGGUACACGACGAACGAUCUCUUUUAGAACCUGUUACCUCCUGUUACCUUACCCUCCCUGCGACAUGAAACUAGCCAGAGAAUGAAAUUGAUAACAGAAUUCAUUAACAUUUACAUUAACAUUAACAUUUCUUAUAUAUAAGAUCUUCCUCACAUCCGCUUCUGUUUCAUCAUUUUGGUUCAAUAUUUAACGGGCAGAAGUUUGGGUGUGGAUCAUCAAGCUUUAGUAAGUAUUCAGAACCCGACUAGUCCGGACGCGCACGGUUCCUGAGACCACGCGGUGUGAUAUUAUAAUUAGUGCCGGUUAGAGUAUCAAUGUGAAGGUUGCAAAGUUUUAACGCUGGAUAGGUCAAUUUCAUUUAUAACAGACCAUAAAAUUUGAAGCUGGAUGCCCGCUGCACAAAAUGCUACAGGGACGAACGGCUUGGUGCACGAUAUUUGUCCUGGCCAGCUGGUGCCAAACGACGUUACCUCAACUUGCUGGAAUAAAAACCUUGUUGGAGUUCUAUCGUGCCGGUGAUGAGAGUUUGAAGUACGAAAAACCAGAUCAGAGAACUUUGCUUCCCGAGUAUGAUUUCAUCAUCGUCGGCGGUGGAUCUGCCGGUUGUGUUCUGGCAAACCGGCUGACGGAAGUGUCUCAUUGGUCCGUGUUGCUGAUCGAGGCUGGAUGGCGCGAAAGUCUUUUAAUGGACAUCCCAAUGUUUGCCCACUACCUUCAGACUUACAGCACCGUCAACUGGGAUUAUCGGACAAAACCGAGCGAUAAAUAUUGUUUGGCGUUUAAGAACAACCAGUGCCGGUUUCCACGUGGCAAAGUGAUGGGUGGUUCGAGUGUGCUUAACUACAUGAUCUAUACACGUGGUAAUCGCCGAGAUUACGACGCGUGGGCAGCAAUGGGCAACACCGGGUGGUCCUUCAGCGAUGUGUUACCGUACUUUAAAAAGCUCGAGAAAAACGUCGUCCCCGAUGCACACCCGAUGUACGCCGGACGAAAUGGGCCUGUAACAAUAUCGUAUCCCAACUACCGGUCCAGUGUGGCACGAGCGUUUGUACAGGCAAACAUUGAAUCAGGCGUACCGUAUGUGGACUACAACGGGCCCACCCAACUCGGAACCUCAUUCGCGCAAAGUACUACCAAGAAUGGUCAGCGCGUCAGCACCAACAAUGCUUACCUUUACCCAAUACGAAAUCGAAAAAAUUUACAUAUUAUUCGAAAUGCGCACGUCACAAAGGUUUUACUCGAUCGCGACACGAAAAGGGCCACAGGUGUUCAAUAUUAUGCGAACAAACGUUAUCAUAAAGUUCGAGCCCGCCGUGAAGUGAUUCUUUCCGCCGGUACGAUUGGUUCGCCGCAACUAUUAAUGCUCUCUGGCAUUGGACCUGCCAAACAUCUGCGCCUGAAAGGUAUACAGCCCGUCGUUAAUCUCGCGGUCGGAUACAACUUUCAGGAUCACGUAGCGAGCGGUGCUCUAACGUUUCUUAUCAACCGCACCAUAACGCUCACCUCGGAGCGCCUCUUCACGCUGGAAAACUUUAUGGAGUACGAGCACCAACACUCGGGGAUGAUGACGUCGAUCGGGGCGUGCGAGGCACUCAGUUUCCACGACACAACUCAAUCGUCCAAUCGUACCGCCAGCGAUGCUUGGCCCGAUCUGGAGCUGCUGAUGAUUGGCGGUACACAUGCGGCUGAUCGUAUAUACGAGAGUAACUUUAACUACAAGCCCGAAACGUUCAACACGCUCUUCGGUGACAUCGAGCGACGAGGGCUGGAGGGAUAUACGGUGUUUCCGAUGAUUUUACGUCCGCGCAGCAAGGGCCGUAUACGGCUUGCCAGUUCCGAUCCAUUCGUGUAUCCGAUCGUUCAACCGAACUACUUCGACGAUCCGUACGAUCUGGAAAUUUCGGUACGUGGAAUCCGGAAAGCGAUCGAGCUGACGAGGACCAAAGUGCUGAGAAGCUACGAUGCCCGUCUGCUCGAAAUUCCCAUCCCGGGUUGUGAGCAGUACCGGUUCGACACGGACGACUACUGGAAGUGUUUUACGCGGCAUGCUACAUACACGAUCUAUCACCACGUGGGCACGUGCAAGAUGGGUCCGGCCAGCGAUAGACUGGCGGUGGUCGAUUCACGACUCCGAGUGCACGGCAUAAAGGGUUUGCGUGUGAUCGACGCCAGCAUUAUGCCGGAUGUUCCGGCUGGCCACACCAACGGUCCGACGAUCAUGAUCGCCGAAAAGGGUGCCGACCUGAUAAAGGAGGACUGGAAUAUGAGAUAGUUGUGAAGGUUCGAUUUUAAUCGUAUGCAAAAUGUAUUACGUAGUUGUUUUUGUAUUCUCGUAAGAACGGCCAGGUCGUCACAUCAGGUGGUUGUUAUUUAUUGCAUAAAAAAUUAAAGCGUAAACUAAAAUAAACUCAACAAACUGCUCGAAUUUGUUUUUUUUUUAUUUGAAACAACAAUCUUUCACUUGAUCGAUCUAGUGGACACGUUAAAAGACAUGUUUUGACAUUCCUUAAUGAUAAAACCAGUUCAACGGACAAACCUUCGCGAUAGUUACAAACGUUGUAAACAUCAAAGCGUCAGCAUCGUAACACUUUUAUGACGUCAACAGUGUCGCUUUUUUAUUCGAUCCAGAUUAUUCCGCUCUUGAACGAGAAUAGAAACCCCCCAACAAAUAUUCUAAAAACAUAACAAUCAUGUAUCUGGUGGCUUUAGAAAAUUGUUUAAAGAUUAAUCAUUUGCAUAUAGACGUAAAGUUAUUUUUAUUAUCAAUCUAGUUCCUGGCGAAUGUUCAUUUAAUGCACAAGGAAAAAAUUGAUGAAUUUCAUAAUAUACUGAAAUAUUCCAACACAACACUCCCUAGAGAGAAAUUCCUUCAAAAAGAAUCAUGUCAUGUCAUUUAAAAAAAAAUUCUCAAUGCCACACAGAGCUCCCCGAGAAUACGCUAUAAUGAAACAGUGUAAAAACGUCAUUUUAGAAUUCUCCCUAGUUGCUUCCUUUUUUUUUCGUUGGCUUCAUUCUCCUUUGCUCUAGAAUUCACUUAACAUAGUACGCCGCGUCACUAAAAUAACUUGCCACACAUUAAGCUUCAGCCAGUACAAAAACCCAGCCAUCACUUACUUUCGAGGACAAACGAGCGGUGGUGAUCGUAUUUAAACGAACACACGAAAAAGCUCUCCGUCAUCGUCCGGUUGGCGAAGCUAAACCGGAAAGAAAAGAAAAGUCCGGUCAAGGCGAAUGAUAACGCAAUCGAAACUACCACAGCAAACCGUCUACGCGAAGAAUAGUGCAACCGCGAAAAAAAAAUGCAUCCCGCAUCGUGUAGGGCCUGUUACGACGAGGCACAAAAUCACGCUCGCAAAGAAAGUUGCAUUCACGUCGGCCAAGUUCAAGUUUGCAACCACCGCGUAGGUGUGUGUGUUGGUGAGCAAGUAAACUUCACUUACGGAAGCUGCACCGGGUGGGUACGGGGCUCCCCUACGACCUUAUCCGAACGUAGUUUAAUGUUUAAAAAAAAACACAGAAAUGUAAAAACUCACUCCAUGCCUCAGUGCACCGUGCACAGUGUGAGUGCAGUUUUUGGCCGAGGGAAUGUGCAUCGAAGGUUACCGGGCCAUUCAUUCCCCCGGCUGUAGUAUGAGACUACGAUCGGUGGCGGGAAACUUACCCUUCGUUAAAGGGGGGGAAGAGGUGUAAUAGCAAACGGUAGCGCACAGGUGAAUGAGCAGUUUCCCGGCUACCAUUAUCAAUUCAAUAGUGCAUUACCGCCCCCUUUCACUUGAUUCUUACAAGUAAUCUUCUACUACUCCUCGCAUACUAGCAGCUUUAUUGUUUUCUCACCAACUCAUAACAAACAUUUAUCUCACACAUACACAGUGAAUUCCGUCUCUUUUUAUCUUCACCUUUUUAUCUCACUCUUGAUUUACUCACAUUCGAGCAGUUUGUAUGGAACGCACGUAUGUGCGAAAGACUCAUUCGCACACCGUUCUAGUUGUGUUUUCCUGUCUAUAAAGCUGAGAAACUCUCUCCCCUCCCCCCACCCCCCCAGGCAGGAAGGGAGUGGGCCGGAUACUGGAAAAUC